Procambarus clarkii (red swamp crayfish) is the source of this 7145-nucleotide messenger RNA. Its product is annotated as alkylated DNA repair protein alkB homolog 8. Gene Ontology annotation, biological process: tRNA wobble uridine modification; tRNA methylation. Gene Ontology annotation, molecular function: tRNA (5-carboxymethyluridine(34)-5-O)-methyltransferase activity; S-adenosylmethionine-dependent methyltransferase activity; tRNA binding. Lineage: Eukaryota; Metazoa; Arthropoda; Malacostraca; Decapoda; Cambaridae. Gene Ontology annotation, cellular component: cytoplasm; nucleus. The record is from RefSeq and is a predicted model, not a curated record.
UACAUUGAGGGUGGCUGAAGUAUCAGCUGUGGUCCAUGUUGUGUUGUGUGUGGUGGAGGCUGGUGGGCGCUCCUCUGCUCUCUUCAACCCCCUCGCCUUCAACAAUUGACUCUCUCUCGUAAUUAUUUUCUCCGAAACUAUGUUUACGUGAGUUGUGUGCUAUUUUAAGAUGGAGCUACAGUUGUGUAUCAUCCAAAGAUGAAGAUAUAAGAAAAUUCUAUGUUAGAAAUUGGUGAAAUCGUAAAAGUAGUAGUUCUUUGACAGCAGUUUCAUAUAAAUGAAUUCUUUCUUUUUAAGCAGUAGUCAUUACCUUUCCUUAAGCAGCAGUUACCUCUGUGCCUUUGGAAAAUGGAGUAUAACAAGAGAGAAAUGUAUAAAGCUCAAAGAAAGAUUAAAAGAUGCAUCAAUAUUCUUCAGAGUGAUAUGCCUGACAUCUAUAUCUCCCACACACCAACCAAGCAUGUUUUUAUAGCUAAUGCUGGGCUGACCACAAAUGCUGAUGAAUCUUCACUGGUUGAACUUAUUACAUCAAUUGGAUGUGGUCUGGAAGCUCUUACAUUAAUCCCAGGCAAGCAGUACAGCUUUGCCUCCUUCUCAUCCUCUGACCAAGCCCAGACUGUGUUACAGGCUGCUCAUGGCCAGCUUAAUGUACGAGGAUCUGCUUCUCCUGUAUAUAUGUCCUAUGUAAAUAAAGUGCCAUUAGAUCCAUCACCAAUACAGUUCAAGUUACCUCCAGGAUUGAUGGUCUUGGAGGAUUUUAUAUCGGCAAAGGAGGAGAUACAACUGAUGCACUUAAUUGAUUGGGGCGAUAACCCUCUAGACACGGCUGAAGGAAGCAUUCUGAAACAUCGUCAAGUUCGUCACUUUGGCUAUGAGUUUAAAUACAGCAGUAACUCGGUUGACAAAGAAAAUCCUUUGGUUCAGAAAAUUCCACCAGACUUGACACCCAUUAUCAAGAGAUUUGUUGAACAGGGUUGCAUGCCAGUUGUCCCAGACCAGUUGACUGUCAAUAGAUACCUCCCAGGCCAGGGAAUACCACCCCAUGUGGACACGCACAGCUCAUUCACAGACGAGAUUUUGUCGCUGAGUGUAGGUGGCGGAGUAAAUAUGGACUUUCGCCACACAUUUAGCAACAGUGAAGAAACUAAAGACAAGCCACGCCACUAUGUUGUUUACCUCCCUCCAAGAUCACUGUGUGUCAUGACUGGACCAGCAAGAUAUGAGUGGUCACAUGGCAUUUGUCCACGCAUGACGGAUGUUGUUCCUAACAAGAAUAGCACCACUGGGUUGCAGCUUUUACCUCGCGAAGAACGAGUAUCAUUUACAUUCAGAAAGAUUCGCCAAGGAGAAUGCGGUUGCCAAAAUUCCAGUGUUUGCGAUUCUUACAAGAAAUCAAAGUGUUUAUCACAAGAUGAAAAAAGCAACUGUGCUUCUCCUACUAUGCUAGAUGACAGGAGUGCUGCCAAGUUGGAAAGAGACCAUGUGCUUCAGGUGUAUGAUCAGAUAGCAGAGCACUUCAGUGUUACCAGACACAAACCGUGGCCACAAGUGUUAGAGUUUGUUUGUUCGUUACAAUUGGGAUCGUUCUUUCUGGAUGUUGGAUGUGGAAAUGGCAAAUACAUGGGUCAUAACAACCAACUUUUCCAGAUUGGUUGUGACACCAGCUCAGAACUGAUGAAAAUUUGUAACACUCGAGGCUUUGAAGUUUUAACAUGCAACUGUUUGCAGUUACCCUUUAGGGAUUAUUUGUUUGACGCCGUCGUGUGUGUUGCUGUGAUACAUCACCUUGCAACUGAGGAACGUCGUGUUGCUGCAGUAGCAGAGAUUGUGAGAGUACUCAACGUUGGGGGACGUGGCCUUAUUUAUGUAUGGGCCAUGGAGCAGCAAAGGGGAAUGAAAAGGUCUACUUAUCUCAAGCAAAAUAAAGCUAAUAGGCAUGAUACCCAACAGGAUGAAUUAUUGUUGCAUGUUAACGAGAAACUAACAACAAGUGAGCAGACUUUGAAGAACAAAAAUGUUCAUGAAGGAGAGAAUAGAGAGAAACAUCAAGUUAGCACGGCAGUAAGUACAUCAGGUGCUUCUUCACUUCCAGUACAUAUCAACCGUACCGAAUUUGUGCAGCAAGAUAUGCUUGUCCCUUGGAAACUUAAGCCCCAGAGAAAGAAAGAAGCAAAUAGUGAUAACAAGGGACAGAAUGAAUGCGUGUGUAGAAUUUCACACAAGUGCAGAGAUAACAGAUACAGAAAUAACGGGCCUUCUUUGGAUAAACUACAAACAUCUUUAGAAAAUAUGAUAGUGUGUAACCAUAGUAAGUCAAAUAAUCAAGAACUCCAAGCAGAGGCAAAACCUGAUCCAGUUUUCCACAGAUACUAUCAUGUUUUUAAGCAAGGAGAAUUGGAAAACUUAUGCUCCCAUUUAAAUGUUAAUGUAAUUAAAUCUUACUAUGAUGAGGGAAAUUGGUGCAUUAUAUUUGAAAAGGUAAGUUGAAACUGUAUCUCAUUUAUUAUUGUUAAAAUUUGACAUUUGCUAAAUAGUUAGCAUUUAAUAAACAGUAUUAUCAUGUACGAGAUGCGUUAGUUGAUGACAAUCUCAUAACGUCAACAAUUUGCAUUCCACUAUAUCUUGACAGGCAGUGAGUUUUUACCUAGGCAGGGACAGUAAUGCAUGGAUUAAAAAAUGGCUCAGUAUUCAUAUCCAUAUAUAGAUAGAUUUUUCACUACUAUUUAUGUAUUACAGUACUAAUUAAACAAUUGUGAAAUAUGAAUAGAUCUUUAAUGUCAAACUGUUUGCUAUGGAACCCUUGAUACCCUUCAUCUUUAAAAUUGUUGAUCCAUUUGUAUGGAAUAUAUUAUCAGGAUGUAUUGUAGCCAUUAUUGGUUUCUUUGAUCACCAAAAUCAUAAUUUUCUUUCAUUAAAUCACGUUUUUAAAUAUAGAUAAAAAAAAUGCUUCCGAGUAGAUUUAGCAAUUUCUUGACGCAGUUUAGGAAGAAAUUAGCAGUGAUAGGUAUGUGGUCAUAUCUUGCAGACAUAUUAUGACAGACAACAUAGUUAUUAGUUAAUAAUUAAGAGAAAAAUCAACUUAAAGACUAGUGGCAAUAGAAGAGUUAGAUGUUAUUGGUUUUCUAUAAUAAGGAGUACAAACGAGUUAUCCCCCCCAAAAAAGGAAAAAAAACUCGCAAUUUUUAACAACCUGCCUUUAGCCGUGUGCUACAAUGCUGUUCACAACAUGUGAACAGCUAUGAUCAACUUCAGCUUAAAGAAUGCCUCAAACCUCAUGUGAUAACUCUCGGUUUAAUUUUAAGGUUUAAUGACACUCUUCACUGCCGGUAAACCACUGCCCUUAUAGCUUCCAGAUUAAUCAUGAAAAGAUUUAACAUUUUUAUACAUACAUGUAUGUAUGUAUGUACAGUAAAUGUGUGUGUGUAUAUUUGUAUAGAGUUGGUAGAUCACCGAUACAGUGAAAGGUUUCUAUGUACGUAGUAAUGAAUGUUUUAAGAGUUAAGUGUGUAAUGAGUGGCAGGUUUGAUGUUAAUGUAUUCACUGUAGUUAUUCAAUGUGAUAUACAUGGAUGUGGAUCAUAAGGGAAGUCAAGGUUUCAGCACUGCAUGUAAAUCUAGUAUAUACAGUAAGCAUAAUGUGAUUAUCUGAAAUGUAUAAAAUUUGAUGUAUACAGAUAAUCUUUCUUUUAGCAGUGUGUGAGAGUUAUAUGGACUAGAAUUUUUUUUUGACUAAAGUAUGUUACAGAAGACUUAAAAAUGAAUGUGGACAAAAGUAAAGUUACGGUAGUGGAGAAAAUUAAAUUUAGUGAAAUAAAUUGGUGAAUUGGUUGGAGUGAAGUGGUUGGUCAAGUUAAAUAUUUAUGAUGUGUAAUUCUGAAAGAGAUAUUUGGUGCAAUUGUAGGGAGCUGGUUCAAUGAAAGACCUUGUUAGGAAAAAUAAGAUGGGAAUAUAUGCAGCUCAGAGGCCUGAACAAUGAAAUGGUACUGUAGUACCACUCCAGUAUGCAGGCCUAACUCAUAAUGAACGCUUAUGAAAUGUGAUGUGAGAUGAACGUGAAAAAUAAAGAAAUAAGGUAGGAACAAUAGAUAAUUAAGAUUCAUGUGCAGUGUUAAAAGAGUAGAUAGAGUAAUUAGUGAAAAUGUCGUGCAGAUAUGUGGAGUGUAUUAAAGUAAUUGAAAAAAAUAAAUGGAAAUGGAAAAUGUUGGUAGGUGCAGGGAAUGAAGGUCAGGAAGGUGGGGGGGGGGAGGAGGGCCAGGUGAAAAACCUGGGAGAGAGUUUGAAGAACUCAAGGAUACAGGAAGAGACUGGCUUGAGGGAUGCCACUGUAAGGAGGAAUUGAAUAUACUUGUGUAUAAUGGCAUUUCAUGAGGCUCACUGUGCACCUGAUCUUACGAAGUGCUGCUAUGGAUGACUGCUGGUAUGUGGUAGUACUUGUUUAUUCAGGAUGUUAUAUGCAAUAUUAUUUAAUAAAUUAUUAAUGCCCCCUCAGUCACUCUCCAAGUCAUAAGCAGGGUUCUCAUAGGACACCUACGAUCUUGCCAAGCUCUCAUCAACGUGUGUUUCUGGCGACAUGUAACUUAUCAAAUGGUUUUGUCACCUAACUAAAGAGGGAAAGUGAAGAUAAAUUUCAUGUAGCUCCCUCAUUUGUGGCCCGAAAGUCCUUCUGCACUCCUCUUGAAUUGAGCUACUGCUCAAUACUGCUUUGACAGUACUUUAUGGAAUGCAUUCUUAAGCCUUGAUGUUUUUCUCUUUAAAUUCACACACAGCAUCUGCACCUGGAAUCUCUAGAGCUUUUCUGGUCUGCCCAGGUUUUUAUUACUAUUCAGAUGUGUUCUCGUCUAUCAUUCUUUUCAUUUGCUGGGCUGGUCAUUCACUUGCUUUGGUGGUGCAUGUUUUGCUUUGCAAUGAGGCUGCUUCACCUUAUUUAUUCUGUAAAUGGGGAUGCUUCCAUUCUGGCUUUGAGUAUUACGAAACUUCACUGAAUAGCUCUCAGGUGCUUCCUUAUCUUCCCUGAACAUCCUGAUUUUCAAUGCAUUUUUGGGUGACCUGGGCUUCAAGUAGAAGCUGCUUGCUUCUCUUCUCAGACCCUGUUAUGAUGAUGCUGCUGCCAUCUAGUGGUGCAGUAGUUAGCAAAGGAGUAACUAGCUAUCCCUCCAUUUCUAGUUAUUUCUCAAACAGUGUGUUGAUCUUUGACUUUCUAUGGUACAGUGUUAAUGAGGGCCCAUUUUGGUGGAUGAAUGAUGAUCCUCACUUGCUUUGACUUCUAAAUUAGAUGUCACAACAAUUUGAUACAAGUUGCUUGUCAGGCUUAGAUCAGUGAAAGCAUUGUGGGAGUGGAGUGUUCUUGGAGUGUUCUAGGAGUAUCCUGAUCAUUUACCUGAGGGCCACCAUCUCUAGAGGCCUUGAUGUGGACAGGAAGUUGGUGGCUUGUCAAAGUCCCCAACCCCCCUCCUUUCCACUUGUCUUCAUUUUACCCAACUGGAUUUUGAAUUGCAGCAAUGUUUUGGCAUUUAUAGCUUUGGCAGGUAGGUAGUAACAUGAGUUUAUUAUCCUUUUGGGUAAAAAAGCAUAUACUUUCUCUUAUGUUGUGACUCAUUGAGGUUGAAGCUACUGCUCCUUGUAUGUAUUACAUGUGAUAUUUUAAAGAAGUGGUUUGGUUCAGUAUCCUCCAAAUAGUUCAAUAUUUUAAAAGUUUCAAUGAGAUCAUUCUGGUCAUGUCUGGUUUGCAGUGUUAUACACAAAGUGUCAUCUUAUAAUAACAGACUUUUUAGUUUCUAGAUUAAUAGGAUUUAACAAAGUUUAAGCAUGCUUUCAAAUAUUUAAACAAUACACAUGCAUUAUAAAAGAUACUAAAAAUGUAAAAACAACUUUAUUCCUCUUAGAAUCAUAACUUUUCCAGGUAAUAAUCUUUCUCAAUUUCGAAUGCUUGAUUUUGGUUAUGAAAUUAUGAUAAAUUUUGAAAGGUUUACUAGUUUGUAGGGAUUUUUAGAAUAGUGUUCUUAAUGUGAAUGUAGCUGUGACCUUUGCAUGCAAAUUCAGCAGUCCAUUUGUAAUUUUACUGUAAGAAUGAUUUUAAGGUACAUGUACCUAUAAGUGCAUAAGAUGCACAAGUUUGCUAAAUAACUUCUGAUUUAAUUUUUUUAUUUAAGCUAGAUUAAAUUUAUUAAUAUUUGCAUUAGCUGUUGAAACUACAACCUCUUAACUAUUUAAUCCCAAUUUGUAUUUAAUCAACACUACUACUGAAAUUAGAUUUUUGUAAAUAUUUGUAUUUUAUUUUGUAAAUAUAACUCAUACUGCUGAAUUACCAUUUCCACUGUUACCUUGAAACUAUACAAAUAAGAUGGAUAUUCUGUACAGUAUAUAUAAUUAUAUAUACAGUAUACCAUGACAAUUUUGACUGAGUCUGCUUGUUGGAGGACUGCUAUAAAUCCUUAUUAUAACUCCUAGUCAUAGAUGUCUGAAAAGUGUUACGUAGUGUAAUACUUGGAGGAAGAAAAAAGUGGACUCGAGUACGUCCUUUAAUAUUUAGAAGGAAUCUAGAGCCUAAUCUGCUCUUGGAGAUCUUUUUAACUUUGAAGAACCAGAAAGAUAUUUUAUAUCACUGAUGAAUUUCACUUAGUGUGUGAUCAAAUUAAAGUUCCCAUUACCAGCUUUAUGAUGAUUAUGACUAAUAUUCUUUGUUGGAAGUUUCAGAUGCCCACAAGUACAGUAAUUUCUGGUGUGCAAGAUAAAUAUUUAUUGAAUAUAUUGCAUAUAUCAUUUAUUAUGGAAGUAAAAAAAAAUAGGGAGAUAUUUAUAAAUACUGAAGUAAAUUGAUACUGUAGCAACUCAUAAUAGAAGUGCUGACAUUGUAACAAGUAGGUAGGUAGGUGUAAUGUCAUCCUUUCUGCCAACAUAAUGUAACAAAAUCAUGUCAAAGCUAUAAAUUUGAGGAAUUUCAAUAAAACAUUAAUAAAACUAUCCAAUUUCAAUUAUAACUAAGUAAAUGUUACUGUAAAAAAGUUCUUCACUAAGUAUUGAUUAAUCUUUGACUAUUGCAGGUGGGUCAUUUUUGUUGUGUUCCCAAAUUAAUGUUCUUUGUUAUAGAGAUAAGCAACAGGUUCAGUAGAUCAAACUACUGUAAUAUAAAUAAAUUGUAAUCCACAA